UCCCCCCGCUCCCUUAGACUUUGCCAAACGGGGAGUCUUAUUUUAAUGGGACUAAACGGUGCAGUUGCAGACAUGGUGACCUGCAGGCCUGGAUGUACUUCUGAAAGAGGGAUUCUGGAGCUGAAAUUCAAAGUUCUUAUGGUCCACAGGGCUCAGGAUGGGUGUGGCAUGGUCUCUCCUGAGAACUGGAGGGGUCUCAACUGCUGGAGAAAGCCCUUCCUCACAGCAGACUGUCUGGUGGCAACUGAUGGAACCAGGGAAACCCCCACCCACCCUCAUCGCAUCCAAACAUCCACAGGGUUCCAUGAGGCAACAGGAAGGGCCACAGCUCAUUUCUGAGUCUUGACCCCUGCAUCCUGCUCCCUGCGACCUGACAGCCCAUCAUGCUUGGGCUAAGGGAAUCUUCCUGGACUCUGACCUGAGCUGAGAAUGUUGUCAGCAAGCAAAGGUCCCAGGGCAGGGGCAAAAGACACUCAGGAGCUGCAGACCUGUCUGUUUUCCAGGGGACAGGACUCCUUACCCCUGCCUGUCUGGGGUCUGUUCAGCUGCUGGUCGAGUGCCUGAGGUGGAAGUGCUCGCCUCUGCCUGUCUGUUGGGCCGCCCAGCCAGCCCGCCCACCAUUUGGAGGGCUGGCUGAUGCUCUUGGCUGCUGAGGGGCUCCCUGGAGGCUGGGCUGGGCUGGGUGUCAGGGGCUGGGCUCAGCUGCAGGAUGUUUUAGGGGUGAGGACAGAUAGUAAGGUAGCAUUACUGCCUGGGCUCUUUCCUACCUCUUGGGAGGGCCAAGCUACAGCUAUUUGCUACCGAACACCUUUUUUUAAUUAACUAAACAUCCCUCCCAUCUGGGCAGGAACAGGCUGAUGGCCUGACAAGCAGGGAGCCAGACUCCUACUGCCAACAACCAAAGAUUCCACAUUUCUAUGGGAUGGAAAGAGCCCCUGGAAGCCAGAGCGAGCCCCUCCCUGUUUAGCAGUGAAGACUGACACCAAAAGCAGGGAACGCCGGAGAGCAGCCUGCAGUGGAAAGUUGGAGCUGUGGUGUGUGGCAGGCGGAUACGGCAGCAGAGAGAGAGUAAGCCUCUUACUCUCCCUCUGAGCAGCUAGGGAGACUAAGACUCAGGACGUGGUGCGGCAUGGCUGGGACAAUGCAGCUCCUGGCUUGGCUAAUGGUAGCCAUUUGCCUCCUCCCAGGGGUGACUACAACCCGGCACUAUGCAGGCCCCAGCCCACCCCUUACAUGGCUCCCCUUGCAGCUGCUCUGGGCUGGGCUGGAGCUGGAUGUCAUGGGGCAGCUGUACAUCCAGGACGAGGAACUGGCAUCCACACGUCCAGGCCGCCGGCUCAGGCUCCUCCUUCAGCGCCACGUGCCCAGUGACUUGGAGGGUGCCAAGCAGCAGCUGCAGCAGUUCCAGAACCUGCGGAAGGGGCCUCCUCUUAGCCCUUGGGACUUUGAACAUCUGCUCCUCACAGGCCUUUCCUGUGUCUACCGGCUCCACAAGGCUAGCGAGGCUGAGGAGAGGGGUCGCUGGGCUGAGGUUUUCGCCCUCCUGGCACAGGAAACACUCUGGGACCUGUGCAAGGGCUUCUGCCCCCAGGGCCAGCCCCCUUCUCUGGGGCCCUGGGCCUCGAUCCUUGCUUGACUCCUUCCCCUGACCCUCCCCUUUCACAUCCCACCCCAAGCCAGACCCAUCCUGGGCAGAGGCUUCCAGCUGGCCCCUGGUUCAUCCCACUGUGCUCAGGUCUCUGGGCUUGGCUUGUACCCUGGACCCCAGCUUACCCCUCCCCCAUCUUCUUCCCUGGGCCCUGACAGGCUAAGAGGACAGGCUCUGGGUCCCAGGCAGCAGUGUGAGCGCGCGUGCGCGCAGGCUGUGUGUGUGUGUGUGUGGGUGGGUGUGUUGCGGUCAGGGUUGAGAUUCGGAGAUGCUGAAAGGGAAGCUGCCGUGUGUAUGCUGGGGUCGGGGUUGAGAAGUGUGUUUAAGAGAUGCCGAAAGGGAAGCUUCCCCCAAGUAAAGCCAGGUCAGACCCUCAAACUACCCCCCUGGCAGUCCAUGAGUGAUCCUGUGGCAUCUACAGGACCUUGUAAAUGCAGAGCACCCAGUCCUAAUUUAGAUACCCCUUUUAAGCCCAACCACUGCUCUGCGGUCCCUGAGCCUCCAAGUUCCCCAUAUGGACUAGGAAAAUAGACUGGACGUCAGUUCAGUCUGUUGGAGGAGUGGAAGGAAGAAGAUGGAGGAGAUGUUUUUUGGUCCAUCUCCACAGGCUCAGAGGAACAUCUCAGAGGAGGGAGUGAGGCUGGGAGGGGACUGAGAGAGACAAGCUGAGGCUGGCUGGUGCAGCCCUGCUCCUGUGUAGCUGUCCCAUAAAAUGUUCUCUUCUGGCCUCCUGGAGCCUGUGUCCUUCUAUGUCAGAGUAAGUUGUCUAACACCUGCCGUGAGCAAAUCACCCUCCCUAACCUGGGAGGGCGGAAGUCCGACAACCAGGUAUCAACAGCUCAUCCCACUGGCAUUUCCUGCUGGAAGAGGAAUGUGCUGUUUCCUUGAACCCCAGGCCCCCAGAGAGGUAGGAGGGUGUUGCCCCUUGUCAGGAAAAGGAAUCAGCUGGGCCCUAAGAGUGACGUCAUAGGCCAAUGAGGAGGAGUUAGAAGGGACUGACUAGAAAAGGACACGAAGGGGAGGCCCACAACGGGUUAGGUGAGUAGGGUACAAAUUCCCACCUCCUGGCCCUCCCAGGGCCUGAUGGAACCUGCCCUCUGCCCCCCGACCCCCACCCCCCGCCCCCAGACAAAAGUGUCGCAGACAAGACAGAGCGC
Diceros bicornis minor is the source of this 2805-nucleotide messenger RNA. RefSeq names its product family with sequence similarity 180 member B (gene FAM180B). The coding region runs from base 1130 to 1636 and encodes 168 amino acids. NCBI's taxonomy places the organism in Eukaryota, Metazoa, Chordata, Mammalia, Perissodactyla, Rhinocerotidae. The record is from RefSeq and is a predicted model, not a curated record. The transcript is spliced from 2 exons.